Messenger RNA from Branchiostoma floridae (Florida lancelet), 1178 nucleotides. RefSeq names its product 3'-5' exoribonuclease 1-like. Gene Ontology annotation, biological process: exonucleolytic trimming to generate mature 3'-end of 5.8S rRNA from tricistronic rRNA transcript (SSU-rRNA, 5.8S rRNA, LSU-rRNA). Bases 151 to 819 code for a protein of 222 amino acids. Gene Ontology annotation, cellular component: cytoplasm; nucleolus. Lineage: Eukaryota; Metazoa; Chordata; Leptocardii; Amphioxiformes; Branchiostomatidae. The transcript is spliced from 6 exons. The record is from RefSeq and is a predicted model, not a curated record. Gene Ontology annotation, molecular function: 3'-5'-RNA exonuclease activity; nucleic acid binding.
GUAAAUACACGUCACACCUGAGACAAUGACACGCCCACGACCGAAACUAUGAGCAAGGUGUGGUCAUGACAUUUUUGUCCGCGUAGAACAGCGUAGGUCGGUCAGGACAGCAGACGCGUACCAGUCAAGUUAUCAGAAAAAACAACCCAAAUGGCGUACGGACACUCUCCCAAGUACUACUGCGUGGUGGAUUUUGAGGCGACAUGUAUCAAGCCGCGUCGUGCAGACUUCCGCACCGAAAUCAUCGAGUUUGGCGCCGUCAUCGUGGAUGGAAGUAACUUCCAAAUGGUUGACGAGUUCCAUGAGUUCUGCAGGCCAGUGGAGAACCCUGUUCUGCACCAGUUCUGUAAGGAACUCACCGGGAUACAGCAGGACACAGUGGAUUCUGCUGAUCCUUUCCCGGUGGUGUUUGACCGCUUCCAGAAAUGGCUGUCAAACAGAGGCCUUACAGACUCCAACUUCGCAAUGGUGACAGAUGGCAUCUUCGACUGUAACCAGAUCAUGCGGUCCCAGUGCGAGGUGUCCCGGAUGUCGUUCCCAAGCUUUGCCCGGAGAUUCUCCAACAUCAAGCUUCACUACAUGCAGAUCAUGGGGAUCCGUCUGCGGCGCGGCCAGCCGACCCCCCGGAUCCCGGACAUGCUGAGGGCACUCGGCAUCAGUCAGGAGGGACAGCUCCACAGCGCCAUCAGCGAUGCGCGCAACAUCUGCCGCAUCAUGGAGGCCCUGUCGCGCAGACUCCGCGCCAAUGGGCGACCUGCCGUGUUCCCCAACAACGAAACUCUGAAGGCCAACUGGGUCGUGAAUCAUCCCUCCGACUAGCUAGCUGUUCCCACGGAACGAAAAUGGGCAACGACAGCAUCAACAUUUCGUAGAUUAUAGCACAAUAGACCCUGGCUAGCCUUGGUUUAACUGUACACAUUUGAUGUUUGCAUUGAGGUGUAUCUUUUAUUCUCUGUCUGUAAGUAUAUAGCACUACUCACGGAAUAAAAUGUACAAUAUUUUGUACAUGUAUAACAUUUUUUCACAUGUGUAGUCCUGCUGAACACUAUAUAUUUCGCUGCCGUGGCUUUGAAUCAACUAUGACAAUGAUAUGCAAUUCCCGAUAUCUUGUGAGAUCUAUGUUGAUCUUCUUCGUCCUUUGCAAUAUUUGAUGAAAUAAAAGAAAGUAUAUACGUUCA